Stereum hirsutum FP-91666 SS1 is the source of this 387-nucleotide messenger RNA. RefSeq lists its product as uncharacterized. The record is from RefSeq and is a predicted model, not a curated record. The coding region runs from base 1 to 387 and encodes 128 amino acids. Lineage: Eukaryota; Fungi; Basidiomycota; Agaricomycetes; Russulales; Stereaceae. The transcript is spliced from 4 exons.
AUGGGGGCUCGUUCGCCCGACAUUCCGUAUCCAUCUUUCACUCUUGCUAUGGUGCAGUCGGGCUACAGCCCCCAUUCGUCUCGCAAGAACAAGAAGAAGGGCGCCCGUCGCGGACGUCACCACCAUCAUUCCCACCCAAAUCGCUUAGGAAGACCCGGCGAGUUCAUGACCACCGUGGACCACCGAACGGUUGCGCAUCUUGACGGGCCUGUGCCGAUGGACGUGGUCGAGGUGAUGACCGCCGCUGACAAUCUUGAGGAGGCCAUCCAUAGCGGACAAGCGACGCGCAAGCUCCGCAAGCUCCGCAAGCGCAACAGUUUGUCUGCUCUCGUUGUGGAUCUCGCUCUCGUAGUUCGUCGAAGGGUUCUGAGCUCCAUGGGUAGAUGA